This is a messenger RNA of Tachysurus fulvidraco (yellow catfish), 5153 nucleotides long. RefSeq names its product solute carrier family 30 member 9 (gene slc30a9). Gene Ontology annotation, cellular component: membrane; nucleus. Gene Ontology annotation, molecular function: monoatomic cation transmembrane transporter activity. The transcript is spliced from 34 exons. Lineage: Eukaryota; Metazoa; Chordata; Actinopteri; Siluriformes; Bagridae. The record is from RefSeq and is a predicted model, not a curated record. The coding region runs from base 169 to 3600 and encodes 1143 amino acids. Gene Ontology annotation, biological process: positive regulation of transcription by RNA polymerase II; transmembrane transport; meiotic DNA double-strand break formation.
CAACAAAGCCGUGCAACACCGCCCUCUGGUGUUCUGUCAGUGAACUACUACUACUAACUAUUACUACUACAGACAAAUAACUCUUCAGCGUUACGUGACUUAUAUCCAAAUUCGCGCCUGUUGCUGGAACCUCCUCGUCUCAGGAGUCUGACUGAUUUAAAGAGAGACAUGUCUCCUAAACUGCAACAGGUGAUUCGGUUGCUGAUGGCUCUGAUCCGCAGUAACCGGGGGAAGUCACCCGCUGUCGGUAAAGGCGGGUUACUGGUCCUGGUGUCCACACAGAUCACACCGCCAACAUACACCGUUGCAGCUGCUGGUCCCUGGUGUUCUAAAGUGUCCAAGAAACACAUUAAGAAAGAGGCUACUGACAGAAUUUCCUCCUUUGUCUCUCUUUGUCAAUGUCCUUAUCCUGAAGAGCUCUGCAAGUUUUCAGAUAUCUUUGGGCCUUUACGCUUUCCAUAUUCAUUCCAGGUAGAUCAGGACUGCCAAGAAUUGGAGGUUGAAAGAUUCCUUCAUAGAUUCAGUCUGGUUCAUGCUCAGAUCACCGUUAUCUUCAAAGUGAGGAACAAACAACAAACACACCAGCAAGUAUUCAGUGUGAAAAGUAAAUACUCCAUGUUGGGUCGUGCCAUUGCCAUGGACAGCACUGCAUUUGGACAGACUCCGUUCUCUGUGAGGUCUCUCCCAUCGUGUAGCCGGAUGCACCCAGUUUCAGGAGAGACAAUUCCUCUCUUACUCUCACCUGAAGCUGUGGAGGCCGGGCUGUGUGGGGAGCUGAGUAUCUCUACCAUGGCUGUGCUCGGGCCCUGCAUGAAGCAGUACCCCAACUGGCCAUCUCACAUCUCACGCAUAUGCUUCUUAGUGUAUAGUCCCAGUGGCGUUCCACUAAUGCGAGGAGAGAGUGAGACACAGCUGAGCUUCCUCCAGAACCUGGCAGAAUCUCUGCCCUGGGGAACGCUGGGCCUUCCUCACGUCCGCUCCACUCAGACACACCCUGCUCAUGGCUGCCUGUGUGCUGAGGUGGAAUUCUCCAUAGACAACAAUCAGAGCGAAGAGCCUAAGCCAAAAUACAGCAGGGCUGUUAGUCAGGAUGUGAAGCUGGAACAGAGUCGUCCUGUGGAGCAAAUAGUCUCUGUUUUUAUUUUCCUCCAGCACAAUGACCCCUUUAACUCCCAGCUAUCUGACAUGAUCACAAAUGAAGAGACUUUAGAGACACACUUGGACAAGGUACUCUGGUGCAAUGGAGAGAAAGUGAAGUCAGCACUGCAAUCUCUACUGGAAAACACUCUCAAGGAAUUCCUUAAAAGGCAAAAGGCCAGGGAGACAUUUCAAACGGCCAUGUCGGUGAUCCUGAGCUCUGUGAACGGUAUUGUGAGCAGCAGUAGCAGCGUAGGGUUUCGCUCUGCCUGUCUAAAUAGCAUGAAGGUGGAGAACACUCAUGAUUUGUCCAUUAGCUUGCAUCAAACUCUUCAGAGAGUCAUAAAUGGCCGUUUUACGUCCCGUCCCAAGUGCACAGCUGAAAAGUUUUUUUCCCAGACUGAAGAGGAAGCUGUUUCAGAACAGAGUAGCCCUGGAACCUGUGCAGAAGAACUGCCUGCCAAGAGGGCUCACAGAGAUACUGAGAUGUCUCCGUUAAUCUCUAAGCGACAGUGUUCAGAGACCACUGCAGGGGAUUCAGAAGACUCUUCCAGCAGUUUGUGGGAGAAUCCGGCGGUGCCCCGGUUCUGUGCACCACUCUCUGAGGGACUGGAUAAAGAAAUGGGUUUAGCAGGAUCUUCAUCCUCCCCCCUGUAUGAGACUGAAAUAAAAAACCAAGAGGUUAAAAAGCUAGCACGGUUCCAGUGGUGUUCUUUCAGACUCGCCUCAGCGAGGAUGUUCCCCUGCCUGGCACAUCGGCCAUGGCAGACUUUGUGCAGGGUUUAUCUGCACCAGCGAGCUCACCUGUCUCAUUUCCCUCCCCGAGUAUCAUGGACCUCUUAUGGCUGGCAAAACAGAUGUAAAGGCCACAGUCUGUGGUUUAGCUUACCUGACCCCAGGGGAGCCUCUAUAGCCUGGGCACAGGUUCAGUACUUUUCUACAGACAGCAGCAGUAAAGGUGGCCCUCCAACAGAAUCGGGACAAAACGGGACAAAACCCACAGAUGAAGUGCUCACUGCUCAGCCCUCCAAAGAGCUGCCUGGAUCCAAACCUCUGAGUCUAUCAAAAGCAGAAAGCAUUCAAGUAAAAGUUCGGGCCGUGCUGAAGAAGCGGGAAUACGGUACCAAAUACACUCAGAACAAUUUCAUCACUGCUGUGAGGGCUAUGAAUGAGUUCUGCCUCAGACCCAGUGACCUGGAGCAACUGAGGAAGAUUCGUCGAAGGAGUCCUCACGAUGACACAGAGGCAUUCACUGUCUUUUUACGUUCAGACGUGGAGGCCAAGGCUCUGGAUGUUUGGGGCAGUAAUGAGGCCCUUGUCCGGGAGAGAAAUCUCAGGAAAGAGGUGGAGCAACAGUAUCAAGAGAAUAUAUUCCGCAAUCAGCAGCUGUUAAAGGAGUACAAAGAUUUUUGGGGAAACACAAAACCUCGAUCAGGCAUAAGGAAUACUUUCCUCCAGGGGCCAGGAAAGGUGGUGAUGGUAGCUAUAUGCAUAAAUGGACUGAAUUUCUUUUUCAAACUUCUGGCGUGGGUUUAUACUGGAUCAGCCAGUAUGUUCUCAGAAGCCAUCCAUUCCCUGGCAGAUACCUGUAAUCAGGCUCUUCUUGCACUGGGAAUAAGCCAGUCUGUCCGUAACCCUGACCCUGGCCAUCCGUACGGCUUUUCCAACAUGCGCUACAUUGCCUCCCUCAUCAGUGGUGUGGGCAUUUUCAUGAUGGGUGCUGGCCUGUCCUGGUACCAUGGAAUUAUUGGACUUAUGCACCCUCACCCAAUAGAAUCGCUGCUCUGGGCAUAUUGUAUAUUAGCUGGAUCGCUAGUAUCAGAAGGAGCAACGCUAUUGGUGGCCAUUAAUGAAAUCAAGAAGAGUGCUCAAAAGCAAGGACUGUCUUUCUAUGAAUAUGUAAUGCAGAGUCGAGAUCCCAGUACCAAUGUGGUUUUGCUGGAGGAUGCCGCAGCUGUUCUGGGUGUGGUGAUGGCUGCAGGCUGCAUGGGAUUAACCUCACUCACAGGUAACCCUUAUUAUGACAGUCUGGGUUCUCUGGGUGUGGGUACUUUGCUGGGUACCGUCUCAGCCUUUCUUAUAUACACCAAUACCCAGGCUCUGUUGGGUCGUUCCAUCCAGGCUGAGCAUGUGCAGAAGCUCACAGAGUUUCUGGAGAACGACCCUGCUGUGAGAGCGAUUCAUGACGUGAAGGCCACUGAUAUGGGACUGAGUAAAGUGCGCUUCAAGGCUGAGGUGGACUUUGAUGGACGGGUGGUCACACGGUCCUAUUUGGAAAAGCAGGACAUUGAUCAGAUCCUUAACGAUAUUCAGCAGGUGAAGACUCCUGAAGAGUUGGAGGCUUUUAUGUUGAAGCAUGGAGAGAACAUAAUUGAUACCCUGGGAGCAGAGGUGGAUCGUCUGGAGAAAGAGCUCAAGCAACGUAAUCCGGAAGUACGUCACGUUGAUCUAGAGAUCCUUUAAUGCUGUAAUGGAGGAGAAGAGCACAGCAUCUGUCUGGCAGAGAAGAUGCAGGCCAAGUUGAUGGAGAUUUAGGUGGUUCUGCACCUCUACUGAAUCAGCUCUGACCAACCAACCAGAUGAAGUCUUACUUUUCAUCAGUACCAUGUCAAUGUAGUGUUCCCCUUUGUCCAUAUGUCUCUAAGCUAAUGAUGCAGAAGGUGUUCUGUUAGGUCCCAAAGAUUUCAUCCACUUGACCUACUAAGCUUGCACUCAUGAAGUCACUUCAUUUUUUAAUGUAGUAAUUCUGAUGUAGGAGCUCUUUAAUAUCUUUGAAAUUGUGUGCAGAUGAAUCUGAAAACCAUAAGAUACUCAUUAGCACAAUGAGACACAGCUGUACAUCAACUGGUAAAGCAGGUUUUUGGUUUAAACUCUCUGGGUGUCAAAUGAAUCUCAUUUGUACAGCCAGUUCACUCCUUUUAACUAGCUGGGUGUUCUACUAUUCUUAUUUCACUAGUGUUUUAAUCUCUGUACAAGUGAGAACAGAAUGCAGGGAUGAGUAAUGACAUAUGUCAGCAAUGUUUUGGACAAAUCUCUUAGGGUUUUUGGAAGAUGAUUAUAAUGUAGAAAGUUAUAUUUUCUCCUCGAUUAUGAGUAACUGAAGAUGCUUAAUUGUGGUUUAUGUCAUCCCACUGAAUAAAGUACAUAGAUUAAUUAGUUGUAAUUAUUACAGUUUAUGAUUAUAAUUAUAUAUUAGGUAACAUAUUUUGCCAGUAAAGAGAUGAUAUGCUUGCUUUUAAAGUAGUUAAGUUCAUGUUCAUGGUCCUGUUCAACAGGUAUUCACUGUAAACCUUUUCAUUUUACAAUGAGCGAGAGCAAGUGUCCGAAAGAAACGGUAUAUCACCAGGGACAGAAAGAGAGCUAAGAUAAGUUGAACCCUCCUCAUAGCCUAUGCCAUUUAUAACAAUGAUGACCAAAGCUGACCUUUUGGUGUAUAUACCCAGUUAAGUAACAACACAAGACAUCUCUAAGAAUUUACAGGCAUAGGUUUGUUUACCCCUUCAUAUAACACUGAUGGAAAAAUAUUUGGUGAAGAAUCAGAGCGCUGUGUGUACUCUCACUGUUUUCUUUAUGGCUGUACAGAAUGCAUUUUUCUCUUCAUCUACAUCUUCAUCCUCUGCUAAUAAUAACACCCAGCUAUCACCGUAUCAAUCUAUUUAGCUUUGUGAUUGGAAAUGAACAUUAAGAACAGGAAGGUAAAACAGUUUGUGUUUUAGUCCCAGUCUGUGAAAUGACCAAUAUCCAGUAGUGAGAUUUAUUCUGAAAAAGAAGAUGAGAAAAGUUUGGUGAGAAAAGUGACAUUUCAGCAGUUAAGGAUUCAAGUUGGUUGUGGGCUCAAAUCCCAGGACAGCUAGAGGUGUUCAGAUUUAUGGUUGGAAAGUAUUCUGUCUGAAUAUAUGUGGCUGGAUGAAAUUCUGCAUCUGUAAAAUGAAUUAAGUUCAAUGAUUAAAUAAACCAUCCUUCAUUGCAUGCUACUAAUAAGGAAGUCCUCUAUUAAAAAAAAUCGUAUCACUAUA